Molecule: messenger RNA, 1853 nt
Organism: Aspergillus campestris IBT 28561
Lineage: Eukaryota; Fungi; Ascomycota; Eurotiomycetes; Eurotiales; Aspergillaceae
Product: putative protein kinase C substrate
Exons: 3
Coding region: 99-1811 (570 amino acids)
Biological process (GO): N-glycan processing
Cellular component (GO): glucosidase II complex
Source: RefSeq, a predicted model, not a curated record
CGCCCACUGCAGCUCUUCUUCAAUCCCCAACACUUUCUUUCUCUCUUCAAUUCUCCUGAAUACUAACCCCGGAAUUGGCACACAAGCCCGAUGUUGUCAUGAUGAUAUUGCCUCAGGGAUCGCUUUUCUUCGCGAGCCUAGUCGCGUGCUCGACGCUGGUGGAGGGUGCCAGUGAUGGUUCGGCGCGGCCACGGGGAGUUGGUCCAGAAUUUGCCAAGUUCUACAAAGACCUCACCACCUUCAGCUGCAUCUCCCAUCCGGCGGUCGAGAUUCCCUUCUCGGCGGUAAACGAUGACUACUGUGACUGUCCCGACGGCAGCGACGAGCCCGGGACGUCAGCCUGUUCCCACCUGUCCCGGCACUCCGCUCUGACGCCUGCGGAUCGCCCGGGCUAUAGCGACAUGGAGCUGGCCCCCGCUCUGCCGGGAUUCUACUGCAAGAACAAGGGUCAUCGGCCGGCUUAUGUUCCCUUCCAGCGGGUCAACGAUGGGAUCUGUGACUACGAGCUAUGCUGCGACGGGAGUGACGAGUGGGCGCGGGUCGGAGGAACGAAAUGCGAAGACCGGUGCAAGGAGAUUGGCAAGGCGUGGCGCAAGAAGGAAGAAAAGACGCAGAAGUCCAUGACGGCGGCGUUGAAGAAGAAGAAGGCGCUGCUUGUGGAAGCGGCGCGGAAAGAGACGGAGAUCAGUGAUGCGAUCAGGGCCCUCGAGGCGGAGAUCCAGGGCCAGGAGAUCAAGGUCAAGGAUAUGGAGGCCGAUCUAGUGGAUAUUGAGAAGCAGGAGGCGAGCAAGGUCGUGAAAGGCAAAAAGGGGGGCAAGGUCAAUGUCUUGGCUGGGUUGGCCAAGACCCGGGUUGAGGAACUGCGGGACGCUCUCACGGAGACUCGCAAGGAGCGCGAUGAGGCCCGGUCUCGUGUCAAGGAGCUGGAGGAGAUCUUGUCCAAGUUCAAGGUCGAGUACAACCCCAACUUCAACGACGAGGGGGUCAAGCGUGCGGUGCGUAGCUGGGAGGAUUAUGCGGCUCGGGGAACAUCCGAGGAUCUCGAAAACAGUGCCCGAGAUCGCGACCUGGACGAGAUCAGCAAGCCGGAUGAUGACCAGUCCGGCAUUAACUGGGAGCACUGGGAGAACGAGGGUGAAGAUGGAUGCGAAGUGGACACUGUCUACAAGCUGGCGGCCUACCUCCCGCCCUCCCUUGUGCGCUUCAUCGAAGACAAGGCGCUUCGGCUGAGGGGCUUCCUUGAAAACAACGACAUCCUGCCCAAGACCGACCGCAGCCCGGAUUCCGAGUCCAAGGUCGUGACCGAAGCCCGCGACGCCGUCAAGGCGGAAGAGAAACGGCUCGGGGAGCUAAAGACACAGUUGAAGGACCACCAGUCAGAUUUAGAAACCGACUACGGACCUGGCUCUGUUCUGCGGCCGCUGAAGGGCGUGUGCACCACAAGAGACUCGGGCGAGUACUCGUACGAGCACUGUUUCCUGGACCAGACCAAGCAGAACUCCAAGAAGGGCGGCUCCUCCGUUCGGAUGGGCAAGUUUGUGCGCAUCGGGUCCGUGACCAAGGAUGAGCUCAACAACGCGGGCGAGAUCGUCCCGGUGGAGAAGAUGACCCUGGAGUAUGCCAACGGGCAGGCCUGUUGGCAGGGCCCCAGCCGAUCCACGACCGUGGUGUUGGAGUGUGGCGAGGAGAACGAGAUCCUGAAGAUCAACGAGGAUGAGAAGUGUGUGUACUCUAUGAAGGUGACGACGCCGGCUGUAUGCACGGACGGGCAAGAAGGGACAGCGCCGCCGCGGAACAAGGACGAAUUGUAAGAUGUUUAGGAAAGCUUUAGUGUGUCACUAUCUACAUAUAGG